This is a messenger RNA of Rotaria sordida, 1983 nucleotides long. Lineage: Eukaryota; Metazoa; Rotifera; Eurotatoria; Philodinida; Philodinidae. The record is from the annotation of a GenBank genome assembly.
AUGGGACUACCAAUCGGUACAACAGCUGAAUCAUUGAAAGAAAAAUUGGGAAAAAAAGCAAAAGGUCAGUACGUUAUACUUCGAAACGAAACAUCGACAUUGACAUCCAAUGGAACAAUCGGUUACCUCAGAGGACAGUCAUCAGAGAAACUCGCACAAAAAUCCAUCAAAUAUUGGAAACAAAAAGAAUAUUUUCCAGGUUUCACUUUAAAAUAUCAACUAGAGAUUGAUAAUAAUGAUAUAGAUGGUGAGAUCGGUGACUUUGAUGUGAUCAAUUCACAGCAGGACAGUGAUCUUGAUGACGAAAAUUUAACUCAAAAUGAAUUUAUUAAUUUACAAGAGUCGGCUAAAGAAGAUAAUAGAGUUAGUAAUUCGCAACCAUCAGUAAAAGCAAAUUAUGAAGAUGAAGCGAAAAACGGUAUAAAACCUAAAGGAUUACCAUUCGAUGUCCCAAUAAAAUGGAAAAAAUCUAAGAAAGAAACGAAAGCUGGUGGUGAAGGAGAAGUUACUAAAAUUUGUUUGUGUACUAAUGAGAAGAUAACAGCAGCAAUUAAAGUUUAUACAUAUGAUUCAACAACAAGAAAAAUGCGAGCUUAUCGGGAAAUAACUGCAAUGAAAAAAUUAAAAGACUUGUCGAAUGUCAGUCAUUUAUAUCCUUCUGAAACAGGUUUAGUUACUAAUAUUCCGGAAAACUUUUCUGAUAUUAUAAAUGAAAACGAUUAUAAACCAUUUUGGACAAUAAUGACUCUUAUAGAAGGAGUUACAUUAAAAGAAUACGUUACACAACGUUAUAAUCAUAAACAAGGUUUCACAUUGCUGGAUGCACUUACUCUAACAGAAAAAUUAUUAUUUAUUGUCAAAGGUAUUCAUAAAAUGGGUAUUGUACAUCGUGAUCUUAAACCUGAUAACAUAAUGAUUACUUGCGAGAAUUACAGUCAUUCAACUGAUAAAGCUCAAGUAUUUGUUAUUGAUUUUGGUUUAUCAUACAUUGAAACACAAGAAAAUAUUGAAAUCGAUUGGUCCAGAUAUGAUCAGGAUCCAUACGGAACUGAACCCGGUGAUUCAAUUGGGAAUCGAUGGUAUCGUGUACCUCAAUUGAAUAGACAGGAUGUUAGUCAAAUGACAGAUAAACAAAAAAAUGAUCUUUGUUAUGUUAUUCGACGUAGUCCAACAAUUGAUGCGUCAAGUAUUUGUGCUAUCUUAUUCUGGAUGUUAACACAAAUAGUUCCCAGAAAAAAUCGAGAUAAUAUUACAAAUUUAGCACCACAUCAACAAGCAAUAACAAAAAUUAAUCAGAAAAUAAACGAUCUAGUCUUGACUAUGACGGGCCUAUCAAAUCCAGAACGCGAAAUAUUAACAAAACAAUUAGAACUAUAUUUGAUGACAACAUUCGAUAAAGGUUUUGAAUUUUCCAAACGUCAAUGGACUAUUGAACAACUCGAUUUUCGUUUACAAUUAAUUCGAAAUACAUUAGAAUCAUAUAGUAAAUCUCCCGCUACCAUUGAAACACUCGAAGAUGUUUCAGAUGAUUUGAUUAAAUUAGAUGAUAUAGGAAUACGUGCUCUGUCAUCAUCCUAUGAACCAAGAUCACCACUGGAUAAAGCAGCUAGUGCAUUUCACUUUGCUAAAAUAAAAUUUGUUGAAAAUCAUCAACGUAGAUAUAAAUGGACUGAUGGAAGGUGUCAAUGGUCAGAUGAUAUUCAGAAUUUGGAUGAACGAAAACAUUAUGAUACAUUAACAUAUUAUUUAUUAAAUAAAAAUUGGUCAAUUAUCAUUUGUUGUACAGCAAAUGUUAAUGAAAAUGGUCAAUUUGUUCACUUAUCUAUUGGAAGCAUUGUUCAUGGUGUUUAUAUUGGUAUACCUAUUGGAGAAUAUCCAACUAAUGGUAAUCUUGACAAAAAUGAUAUUUAUAUUAAAUUUGAAAGAGAACUGAAAAACCUUAUACGUUUAGUAUACAAACGAAAAGCACAAAUACGUGAAUAA